AUGAUCAUUGAAAAUCAAAGAUGUUUUGGUAAAGAAAUAGUAAAUUCGACAAUGCAUUAAUAAAAGGAGAUAGGAAUGAUUAUGGAAAAACAUAAAAAACCUUUUUCGAUAAUUCCAAAGGUUUUUGCAAUGAGUAUGGAUGAAAAAGAGAAUAAAAUAUUUAGAAAAGAAUAGGAAAAAUGGUAAAUAGAGAUAGAAUUAGACAAGAGUAAAGAGCUAAAAAAUCCAUAAAAUGUAGAAUUAUAUUCAGAUGAGAUUUUACAACACUUAUUGAUUGAAGAAGUAUAAUAAUUAGACUAUUAUAGAAUAAAUACAUAAUAAAUUAGUAUAUGACAAUUGAGUAAUAGCCAGAUAUAAAUAUAAAAAUGAGAGCGAUUCUAGUUGAUUGGUUAAUAGAUGUGCAUGCUAAAUUUAGAUUAAAGGAUGAAACUCUUUAUAUUACAAUAUCUUUGAUUGAUCGAUAUUUAGCUUUGGCUUAAGUGACAAGAAUGAGACUCUAAUUAGUAGGAGUGGCAGCAUUGUUUAUUGCAUGUAAAUAUGAAGAAAUCUAUCCACCUGCUUUAAAAGAUUUUGUUUACAUAACAGAUAAUGCAUAUGUUAAAAAUGAUGUCUUAGAAAUGGAAGGUUUAAUUUUAUAGGCUUUAAAUUUUAAUAUUUGUAAUCCUACAGCUUUUUAGUUUUUACAAAAAUAUUCGACAGAUUUAGAUCCUAAAGAUAAAGCGUUAGCAUAAUAUAUAUUGGAAUUAGCUUUGGUUGAAUAUAAAUUUAUUAUUUAUAAACCAUCUUUAAUUGCAUAAUCUGUUAUAUUUUUAGUUAAAAAGAUUAGGUAAAACUUUUAUAAUUAUUAUAGAACACCUACUUAUAAAACAUAAUAUGAAAAUUAAUUAAAGAUUUGUGCUAAAGAAUUAUGUGCAUUACUUUAAUCUGCAGAUUUGACUUCGUUACAAGCAGUUAAAAAGAAAUUUAAUUCUACUAAGUUUUUUGAAGUUUCAAGAAUUAAAGUAGAAAAAUCAAAUAAAUGA
Messenger RNA from Paramecium sonneborni, 1022 nucleotides. Lineage: Eukaryota; Ciliophora; Oligohymenophorea; Peniculida; Parameciidae. The record is from the annotation of a GenBank genome assembly.